AUGCACUUACGUAUAGAUAUUACUCCAGAUUUGAAUUCUAGAUCCGCUACAAACUCUUUCAUGGCAGAGGAAUAUUCCAAGCUCACUCAUUGCUACUAA
Messenger RNA from Sclerotinia sclerotiorum 1980 UF-70, 99 nucleotides. RefSeq lists its product with no specific name. The transcript has a single exon. Lineage: Eukaryota; Fungi; Ascomycota; Leotiomycetes; Helotiales; Sclerotiniaceae. The record is from RefSeq and is a predicted model, not a curated record. Bases 1 to 99 code for a protein of 32 amino acids.